Messenger RNA from Bolinopsis microptera, 1100 nucleotides. RefSeq names its product sphingomyelinase phosphodiesterase C-like. Lineage: Eukaryota; Metazoa; Ctenophora; Tentaculata; Lobata; Bolinopsidae. Bases 45 to 1100 code for a protein of 351 amino acids. The record is from RefSeq and is a predicted model, not a curated record. The transcript has 7 exons.
AAAUGGUAUGAUGAACUUGUUCCCAUGGUGAUGUGAACCUGCUCAUGGCAAAUAUAAAGUACUCGCCUCUGGAGGACCAGGAGAUUGCGAUAAAACACAAUCCCUCAAUCUUCUCCACCUCUAAAAUAUGCGGGUUUCUAUCAUGUAUCCUGGUGGCUGGUUGCGUGUGCGUUUCCAUAGCAAUAGCAAAACUUCUCACUGAAAACAAGUUUCUACAGAGCCCGUACACGAACUACACCAGCUCCUACUCAUUUGGUGUUGUGUCAGACUUUCAGCUGGACCUGAGUUCGGAGAAGUGCUGCAGUUACGAGACGGAGUAUAGUUGUCUCUGCUGUCCUAACACCCCCAAACUACUGAACGCUACCUUUGUCUCGUUUGUUAAGGUCCUCAGAAUGUAUGUAAACACAAAGUUUAUACUUUACUUGGGAAACAUCGCCAGUAAAAGUAAUCAGACCAUUCAGACUUACUCCUAUUUCAGUGAGUUUAUACGAGGGUCUGCAGUGAAUAUACCUGUCUAUCCAACACUAGGAAUAGACGACAGACCCGCACUUCAUUCUAAACUAUUUUAUGCUGAACUUUAUGCAACGUGGAUUGAUCUGAUCGACUGUUUUGGGUGUCCUUUAGCUGCAGAUGAUGACACUGUCAAAGAAACUAUUACUGCAGGCGGUUACUACGCUAUAUCCACUAACUAUGGUGCUAAGAUCAUAUCUCUAAAUACUAAUCUGUUUCUAAAGAAUGCGUCUUUUGAAGAGAAAGCCGAAGCUGAAGCCCAAAUUGUAUGGUUAGAGAAAGUUCUCCUGGCUUCCUCAUUCGAUUCAACAAAAGCCAAGGUGUUUACUCAGUUUCAGAUGCUGAUAGGGGGUUCAGCGCCAGGAUACAGUACAAAAGAGAUAUGGAGGAGAAAAGAAGGCUCCUCAGAUCCACUCAGAGCGGAAUGGGAUCCAGUCUUCUUCAGAAAGUUUACCAAUCUCAUGGUCACUCAUGUAUUCAGAUGGUCUGCAAUAUUUAUGGGAGGAGUAGAGUUUGAACUAGUACGACUACUUGAUAAACAGUACAUGUUUCAGAUGGUCUGCAAUAUUUAUGGGAGGAGUAGAGUUUGA